AUGUUACUCCAGAUCCUUGUCAUCAGCGCGCUUCUAACCAGUCAGUCGAAGGGAUUCGAUGGGUCUUCAACAGCUCAGGAGUCCCUAGUGGACGUGGAUCUCGGGUUAGAUGGUGUGGAGGAGGGCUUAGGAGUGAGGAAACGGGUCAUGCUGCUACCACUGACGGGGAACGGUGCAACCGAGCGUUUGAGACGCCUUAUCUACGAAGUGGUGCAUUGUAUGCGACCCUGUCUCAACAAUGGCAUCAUGAUUCUUCCACGAAAUACUGUCGAUGUCUGCAGAUGCAUCUGCCCACCCAGUCACUAUGGUAUCGCCUGCGAGUACGAGAUCAGUGUUGCCAUCAGAUCAUAUGUAAACUUUCGCAAUGCUCUCCCACAAACAGCUUUAGUUCAUGACCUUUAUGCAAUAGUGGAGGAACAAAUAUUCUCCUUGCUCUUGUAUCCCUCAUGUGGGACGGCUAGCGGAGUACGAAAUGAUCGCAUCUGGGGGGUAUGCGACGACUUCUCUCCGACAUGUCGAGUGAAGGUAGUCGCGGUGUCCUUCCGCGCAAAGGAGGUUACGACAUCACUCCCCACGCCAUGCAUUGUGGGCAGAUGUGUGCGUCCGUGGGAGUGGGGUCACGCUGACAUGGCAGCUCUUCUUGUGCCCAAAGUGAUAAAUGGUGGUAUCGCAGGAAUUGUCGGUGUUUCAUGCGUAUUUCCCAUCGAUUUGGUGAAAACACGACUACAGAAUCAGCAAAAAGGCGUAAUAAUGUAUAAGAAUAUCCUCGAUUGCGCAAGAAAAACCUAUCGGUCUGACGGAUUUUUUGGAAUGUAUAGAGGAUCUGGCGUUAAUCUACUUCUCAUCACCCCCGAAAAGGCCAUCAAACUGGUUGGCAAUGAUUUUUUCCGAUAUCAUUUGAAGACAGAAGGGGUCCCUCUCACGCCAAUUCGAGAAAUGAUUGCUGGUGGUGGCGCCGGUUUGUGCCAAAUUAUCGUUACAACUCCCAUGGAACUGCUUAAAAUCCAAAUGCAGGAUGCCGGCCGAACACGUGGUGGAACCGCCGCCCCGGUAGCCUCAGCUAAUGCUACUGUGGUGACAGCCAAACGCCUCUCCGCCACUCGUCUAGCGCUAGAUCUUGUUCGACAGAAGGGCAUCUUCGGUCUCUACAAGGGUGUGGGAGCUACGGCACUUCGAGACAUCACCUUCUCCAUCAUGUAUUUUCCCCUCUUCGCACAUUUAGACAACCUGGGUCCACGUAGAAGUGACGGUACAGGAACGGUUUUCUACUGGUCCUUCCUCUCUGGAUGUACGGCUAGCACGGUGGCAGCCUUUCUGGUGACUCCCGUGGAUGUGGUGAAGACCCGUCUACAGACCCUGUCACAUCUGAAGGGUGAGAUGCAAUUCACGGGCAUCGCGGACUGCUUCUACCGCACCUUCCAACGGGAGGGUUUGAAAGCCCUGUUCAAGGGCGCCGGCUGUCGUGUCAUGGUGAUGGCACCUCUUUUCGGCAUCGCGCAAACCGUCUACUACCUUGGAGUGGCCGAAUUUCUACUCACCCGUGCGUCAUGCUCCGAGCGUUCAAGCCUUCAAUCGAUUUGUUGUCAUCCGUCGCGCACUUCAAGGCAUGGCGUCGAUUUAAAACCGUCCAACACCAGAUCCAUGCCUUUGUACCUUCUCUUUCACUCCUUUGUGCUUAUCACCUCCCUCGUGGAGGCUAUUUCAACGAGUGAUCGAGAGAUGCUCACCUUCCUCCACGUCUCGGCUCGUGUGGGUGUGCAGCCACCUGCCGUUAACAUGCGCCCACUGCUCUGGUCUUCCGAGUUGGAAAAGCAUGCUCGGUUCUGGGCCAAAAGGUGCUCCUGGGGCUUCCCCGAUCCAGCUAUCCCAGAGGAGAAACCUCUAUUUUAUGUGGGCAUCAAUAUCGCGAUGAUAUCUACCGAAGGUUUGCGUGAUUUGAACGAGGCACCGCCUUCCAUAGAGACUUUCUUUAACCUGUGGGACAUUAACAGAUACAACUUCGACUUUGAGUUGAAUAUCUGCAGAGGGGGCUAUUGUGGCCAGUAUAGGCAGAUUAUUUGGGCUGAUACAGAGUACCUCGGAUGUGAGAGGAGUGUCUGUGAUCAGGGGGUAAAACGUCACGUGCUUGUUUGUUGUUACUACCCCUCGGGUAAUUACUCGGAGCUCCAACCCUACCAACAUUUGGAAAGUGAGGGUGAUUUUCCGCUGGAUGAGGAACCGUGGAUUAUGCGACCGUAUGAGGAGACUUUCACCUGGGUCUUGGAUUCCUUCAUGGCCAAUUCACCUUCUGCGCUCGUUUUGAUGUGCUUUUUAGCUUUUCUGCUCUUUUAA
This is a messenger RNA of Echinococcus granulosus, 2331 nucleotides long. Its product is annotated as Mitochondrial glutamate carrier. The transcript has 10 exons. Gene Ontology annotation, biological process: malate-aspartate shuttle; L-glutamate transmembrane transport; aspartate transmembrane transport. The record is from RefSeq and is a predicted model, not a curated record. The coding region runs from base 1 to 2331 and encodes 776 amino acids. Gene Ontology annotation, molecular function: L-aspartate transmembrane transporter activity; L-glutamate transmembrane transporter activity. NCBI's taxonomy places the organism in Eukaryota, Metazoa, Platyhelminthes, Cestoda, Cyclophyllidea, Taeniidae.